AUGUUAGAUGAAAAGAUUACCAAAACUAGAAGUGAAUUAGAAUUGAUCGAACUUCACGAAGCAAAUAAAAUCGACAAGAUAAAAAGGCUUGAAAGCAAAUUACAAAAACUUAUUCAAACGAGAUUGAGCUUAAAAGAUGAUGAUAGUAAAGGGCCAGUCAAAAUGGACACAAAUGAAACUGACGACUCAAAAAAGAAGUCAAAGAAACUAUCAACUCUAUUAGAUGAAUCAGCAAAAUUAACCAAAGAAAAAACCGAAAAACAACAACAAAUUACUAAAAAAACUAGCAAAAAAAACGAAUUAAAGCACUUAAUACUUCAUCAAAAAGGA
Molecule: messenger RNA, 330 nt
Organism: Racocetra persica
Lineage: Eukaryota; Fungi; Glomeromycota; Glomeromycetes; Diversisporales; Gigasporaceae
Source: the annotation of a GenBank genome assembly